Musca vetustissima is the source of this 693-nucleotide messenger RNA. It is a transcript of the gene D1, whose product is annotated as chromosomal protein D1. The record is from RefSeq and is a predicted model, not a curated record. The transcript is spliced from 3 exons. Gene Ontology annotation, molecular function: DNA binding. The coding region runs from base 1 to 693 and encodes 230 amino acids. NCBI's taxonomy places the organism in Eukaryota, Metazoa, Arthropoda, Insecta, Diptera, Muscidae.
AUGCCCGGUAAAGAAGAAGUCAAAAAAGAAGACGGAAAGUUACGAAUGAGCAAUGUUAUUGUGGCAACGGGCAAGGGACGCGGUCGUCCAAAAAAAAUUCCGGUAAGCAACGAUGAUGAUGCUUCCGAUGACGAUGGAAAUGAUUCUAGUGAUGGUGGCAGCCCUCGGAAAAAAACAAAAGUUGAAAGUAAACCAUCGUCGGGACGUGGACGUGGUCGUCCUAGGAAAGUUAAAAACAGCGAGGAUGAGAGUUCCGAUGACAAAAUGGACGAUGAUGAGACAAAAAAUCCCCCUGGUAGACCAUCAUCGGGCGGUGUUAAUCUAAAUAUUUCACGCUCAGGUCGUGGCCAAGGGCGUCCCAAAAAAGAGGUUGCCAAAAAUGAAAAUGGCACAGAUGAUGUGGCUACGGCGCCCAAGAAACGUGGCCGAAAACCCGGUAGUGGCAAUAAAGCUAAAGCUGCCGCCGGCGGUACUGGCAGAGGACGCGGCCGACCAAAGGGUUCUGGAAAGAAGCAGAACAAACACGAUGACAAAGAGGACGACGAUGACGAACAAGACGAAGAAGAAGAAGAGGAUGAGGUGAAAACUAAAGAAGAUGAAGAGGAGGAAGAGGAGAAAGUUUCAAAUAAAGACGAGAAAGACGAUGAGGAUGACAAAGAAGAAGAUGAUGCUGAUCAUGCAGACAGCGACUAA